ACUUGUCAUUAGAUGGCACUCAAAUUAAACUCUUUUGUUCAACUAUAAAAACCCUCUCUUCCCUCACCAUUAUUUUCACUGCUAACCCUUCCAUCAACUCUUACUUCACAGACAUCCUCGUCAACCUAUAUACUUAAGUAGCCAAUGGCCAUCAGUCCCCAAACUCUUGCUUUUGUCUUUGGCCUUUUAGGCAACAUUAUCUCUUUUAUGGUCUUCCUAGCUCCAUUGCCAACAUUUUACAAGAUAUACAAGAAGAAGUCGGCGGAAGGUUAUCAGUCUGUACCUUAUGUGGUUGCGUUAUUCAGUGCUAUGCUUUGGAUUUACUAUGCUCUUCUCAAAACAAACGCAACCUUUCUCAUUACCAUCAACUCCUUUGGCUGUGUCAUUGAGUCUCUUUACAUUCUUCUCUUCAUUAUCUACGCCCCAACUAAGUUAAGGUUCCAAACGGCUAAGGUUAUAUUUUUGUUGAAUGUGUUGGGGUUCGGGUUGAUGCUGGCUUUGACUCUCGUCUUAGCUAAAGGAGAAAAACGUCUCAAAGUUCUUGGGUGGAUUUGCUUGGUCUUCAAUCUCAGUGUCUUCGCUGCACCCCUUUUCAUCAUGGGAAAAGUGAUAAAGACGAAGAGCGUGGAGUAUAUGCCUUUUGCACUCUCAUUCUUUCUCACUCUCAAUGCAGUCAUGUGGUUCUUUUAUGGCCUUCUUCUCAAAGACUAUUACAUUGCUCUACCAAACGUGGUGGGGUUCGUGUUUGGCAUAAUCCAGAUGAUCUUGUACGUAAUUGUCAAGCAUAUUGGAAACAAAAGCCGCAUCCCAGUGAAGGACGAGAAGGCAGCAGCGCCCCCGCAGCUUCACGAAUUGUCAGAACAAAUAAUCGAUGCAGUCAAACUUGGGACCAUGGUUUGCACAGAACUAAACCCUGUGCCCGUCACAGUUCUUCAGCCAAACAUGGACGUGGUGGACGCGGUGGUUGAAGCUGUCAUCGACAAUAUCCAAAAGAAGAAAGACCAAGACAUCAUAACUAACUAAUCAUUCCAUCUCUCUAUUGCACCCGCUCAUCAAUUAAUUGUGGACGUUCUUAAGUUGUAGGCAGUUUAGUUCACUAAUUAGUAUAGUCUAGUAUAGUAUAGUAGGAGUACUAUAUUAUUAAUUAUGUGUUAUUUGUAGUAGUGGAUCUCAUACAUCCAUCAGCUCCGUCGUAAUCGUAACCUAUAUAGAGAGGCCUUCAAAACCCACCCCCAUGUCCGGUGGGGCCUCUCUUAAUUCAUCUCUCUAUCUUAAUUUGUUGUUUGUAAUUUGUAUUAUUGUAUCAAUCAUUUCUAACUUAAUGUUAGGUCUUUGGGUUAAUUUCCAAAUCAAUUAACGUUUUAUUCUUCCA
Cucumis sativus (cucumber) is the source of this 1372-nucleotide messenger RNA. Its product is annotated as bidirectional sugar transporter SWEET10. The record is from RefSeq and is a predicted model, not a curated record. Gene Ontology annotation, molecular function: sugar transmembrane transporter activity. Gene Ontology annotation, biological process: carbohydrate transport. Lineage: Eukaryota; Viridiplantae; Streptophyta; Magnoliopsida; Cucurbitales; Cucurbitaceae. Bases 145 to 1023 code for a protein of 292 amino acids. The transcript has 5 exons. Gene Ontology annotation, cellular component: membrane.